AUGAAUCCCAACACGAGUUGGAAUAGUACAAAAAGCAAAUCAAGUAGUAAGAGUAGUGAAAACUCUAGAACUACUGAUAAAAAAUCGAUUAAAUCGUUUCAUUUACCUCAAUCAAAUUCGCAAGAUUUUACUUCUGAUCAUGAAAUAUCUGAUCAAAAAUGGUUGGAUGAUUUAGUUCACCUUCGUUAUGUAAAAUUUAUUCCAUUCGAGGAAUUCGAAGAUCCAAAAAUUAUUGAACGUGGAAGUAAUGGUGAUAUUAGUUCUUUCAAAAGUUUAAAAUGGAGAAAGAUGAAAAAACGUGUGGUUGUUAAAGAAUUGAAAAAUAUUAUAAAUUUACCCGAAAAUUUAAGGGAAUCCUUUGUUAGAGAGAAUUCACGAAACGUAAUGUUCAUUCAACAAAAAUUGAAAUUAACCGAUUUUGGCAUAACUCAUAGUGUAGUUUCAACUUCAUCUAACCCUAUUAGUAAUAUUCGUAAAAUAUCAUAUACAGAUCCACAAAUUUUAUCUGUUUAUUUGUCAACAAUUAAUUCAUCUCAAACUACUUCUACUACUUCUACUUCAAUUCAAAUUCCCGAUUUUUCUCAACUUCAUGCUUCUUAUUAUAAUUUAUUAUCUCAAAAAUCUGAUAUAUAUAGUUUAGGUGUUUUAUUUUGGGAAUUAUCAUGUGGUCGUACUCCUUUUUCUGAUCGUAGAAAUCCCCCUGCUCAAGAUUUAGCUAAUGCUAUCAUAAAAGGUUUAAGAGAAUUACCUACUAAAGAUGUUCCUAUCGAUUAUUUAAAGUUAUAUACUUUAUGUUGGGAUAUGGAUCCUGAAAAAAGACCUGAAAGUGAAACCGUAUUAAUGAUGUGUAAAGAUUUAAUAAAUAAUGGUGAUUCUACUAAAGGUGUUCUUGAAAAAAAUGGUAAUAAGCGUAUUACGAACACACGUAAAGGUAGUGAAGAAGGAAACGGAAGUAAAAAUUGGGCAGAUUUACAAAGUGACGCUUUAGCGGCUGAAUUAUGGCUACGUAAUCAAGAACUUGAAGAAAAACGACGAAUGGGAUUAAUUGAAGAAGGGGAUGAAUAUUAUGGACAUGAAUAUGGCUAUUCAUCGGUUGAGCAAUCAGUUGGCCAACAGAUCGAAGAAACAUCAAAAAAAGAUCAAGAUAUAUCAACAGGAUCUCAACAAAUUCGACAAAGCCAGGAUCUAGAAGCUCAACGAAUGAAAGGUCAAAAAUGGAAAGACAAAGCUAAAAAUCUUGUAAAGAGACUUUCAGGACGAAAAUCUCGAAUUCAAGACUUAGAUUUAAAUAUAUAUGAAGAUGGAUUGGACGAAGAAGAUAUUGCAGCUGGCUGGAUUUCUGUAAAUAUAGAUCCAUAUAACAAUCAAAUCUCUCAAACCACCGAUGGAAAGAAAUCUGAUAAUGGUUUAAUGGGUCAUGGUCCAUUUCCUUCACAUAAAUCACAUAAACCAAGUGACAAUUUUGAUAAUUUAGAAAUUGGUGAACCUGGACCAUCAACCUUUAGACGACCAAUACGUUAUGAAAUUUCAGCAACUGCAAAAAAUUAUAUAUAUAGCGAUCAUUGUAAAAUGUUAUUUUUAAAAAAUAGAUGGAAAAUAAAUUCACAACCAUGCUAUGCUGCUUAUCAUGCAAGAAUUGGUGAUUUAGAGGGCAUAAGAUGGCAUGUUCAACAAUCUGGAGAUUUGAUAUUAAAUGGGGUGCAAGAAGUUAAUGGACCUAGAAAUAGUUACAGAAGACCAUUAGAAGCGUUACCAUUAGAAGCAAUAAUGUAUUGCCCGGCCAAAAAAUUAUUACCUACAUUAAUAUUUCUAAAAAAAAUCGGAUGCAAUUUAAAUUGUAUAGAUUCAUAUACCGGAGGAAGUUGUAUAAACUUUUUAUCACAAAACAAUUCACUUUUAACUGCUUCUUAUAAAUCCAAUAAUUAUUCACCAUAUAAUCCAACAACAUUUACUCACCUUAAUACACAAGGAAUUUAUUUUAAAAAAGUAUUAUUAUAUUUAUUAGAACAAGGAUUAGAUAUAAAUUCUCAAACGUGUACUGGUGACACAUUAUUAACUUCUUUAUUAUUUAAAUGGCAUCCAAAUUUAUCACCUUCAAUAAUUGAAUUGUUAAUAGAACAAGGUGCUAAUCCAAAUUUAGAAAAUAUAAGAGGUGGAACUCCUUUAGGUUAUACAUUAUUAGCUACAAGAUUUGAAAAUGGUGGUGGUCCAUUUAAAAAAGUUUUAAAAAUUUUAAAAAUUUUAUUAAAAGGUGGUGGUCAAUGUAAUCAUGAAAUUGUUAUACCUGGUAGAAGAUUAAGAAAUUUAGGUUGGGUUUGUGUUGAUAUUAGUUCUAAUUUAUCAAAAUCUCAACAAAAAACUUUGGUUGAACUUUUAAUUGAAUGGGGUUGUGAAUUUGGUUCUUGGGGAGAGGUUAAAGGAAAACAUCCUGAAAAAGAUGAUGAAAAUGAUGAUGAAGAGGAUGAUGAAAAAGAUGAUGAUUUGUAUGAGGAAACUGAUGAAGUUGAUGAAACUGAAGGUGCUGGUGUUGGAGGUCAUCCCGGAACUAUUAGUGGAGGUGGUAUUUUAAAUACUGAUUAUAGUGAAGAAAUUGAUGCGAUUUAUGAUGAAAUUGAUGAUGAUGGUAAUGAAUCUCCCGUAUUGCCAUCUAAUCAAGGUGGUGGAAGUUUAUUAACUAAAAGAUUAAAAGGUAAAAAUUUAAAAUUUGAAACUCCAAUAAAAAUACCUCCAUUAUUAUCGAAUCCACCUACUUCUCCUUUGCCUCCAACUUCUUCAUUACCACCAAUACCCACGCAAAAAUAUUCGGGACGUCGUGUAACAUUAACCGCACGUGAUAUUCCUGUAUCAUUAUUAAGACCAUCAGCGUUGAAUACUCAAAUUCCUCUAACAGGAUCACGUCCUCGUUCAAUGCAUAGAUUAUCCUUGUUUUUUAAUCCAUCACCUACAACUCCUAAAACUCCAAUGUUUAAACCAAAUAAUCCACAAAACAUUUUAGUAUAUGCGGUUCAAUUAGAACGACUUGAAAUGAUAAAAAUUCUUUUAAAAAGAAUUUACGAACUUAGUGAACCGAAAAGUAUAAUAGCUGCAUUAAAAGAAUGUGGUGUUAAUUUUACUAAAAUUGAAAGUGAUGAUGAAUAUGAUAACAAUGUCGAAGAAAUCAUAAUAUCAAAAGAAAAAUAUGGUUUCUUUGAACAUUUAUUUAAACAUCAUGAUGGUAAAUAUGAAAUUAGAAAGUAUUUAAUGACUUGGUAUGGAAAACAAGGUGUUUCAAAAAGGAAAAAAACAAUGAUUAGUAUCGAAAAAAUGAAACAAAAAUGGUCAAAUAAAGCCAAGAAUGGAUAUUUUUCUAAAAGUGAAAAUGAUUCUAAAAAUGAUGAUGCAGAAAGUAUUUUGGAAGGUUCAACUAAAAGUGAUUUAGAAUUAAUUAAUCACGAAGAGAAAGAAGAAUAA
Molecule: messenger RNA, 3450 nt
Organism: Racocetra persica
Lineage: Eukaryota; Fungi; Glomeromycota; Glomeromycetes; Diversisporales; Gigasporaceae
Source: the annotation of a GenBank genome assembly